This is a messenger RNA of Dimorphilus gyrociliatus, 2460 nucleotides long. Lineage: Eukaryota; Metazoa; Annelida; Polychaeta; Dinophilidae. The record is from the annotation of a GenBank genome assembly.
GUAAAUUAGGGUGAAGGUCGUAAUAUUUCACAAAUAUUUUUGGGUAAGUUAAUGUUUUAAAUGGCUUCUUCCUAUGAAGAAAUAAGCUUUAAUCUUUCAUCGGAUCUGAUUAAAUAUCUAAAAAGUGUAUGCGAAUCCGGGGAACUAUCAAAAUCUAAUUGUGAUCGAUUAUUGAAGCUUAUCGAAGAGAAUGAUAGCAUUCCAUUGUCACUUUUGUAUGAAACGACUUCACAAAUUAAUGGAAAAGGACUUAAUCAGGCGCUAUUGACUACAGAAAUGAUUAUUCCAAGUCCGAAACCUCCUCAGAGAAGUAAGGAGCUAGAAGACCGCUUAGUUCGCUUAAGAUUGGAAGCUGAAGAAAGAGAGUACAAGCAAAUGACAAAGAAUGUCAGUCUAUCAUCAAAUGCAGAAUCAAUAGCAUCUGAUUUCGCUAAAUCUCAGAAAGAAAUGAACAAACAAAUUAUGAUGAUGUUUAAUUUUAUGGGUACCGUAAUCGGUUCAGCAGUUUUUGCUUACGUUGUUAGCGGUUCAAUUAUGGGAGAAGGAAACAUAAGUUUCCAAAUGUUAGCUGCCCUACUUACAGGAACUUUAGUGUUUUUCGCUGAUUUGUAUUUCAUUGUCAAAGCUGAUAGUCAGUCGGAAAAGAAGAACUAAAUACAUUGUUUAAUAUAUAUUUUGCCUCUAUCUUGCGAAUUGGUAAUGAAUUUCGUAAUUAACAGAUUAGCCAUGGACUACAAUCACCGGGGAAGUAGGCCUAAUAGUAGUCGUAAUCCUAUUACGGGUAGAGAAAUGAGAAGAACUGAUGAAAGGGACAGAAGGAAUCGACCUGAAGGGGUUCCUGCCCUCAAUUUAGGAAGAUUAGGCGAUGUUGGGGUAGAUGUGUCGGGAACUCCGAUAGAGAUAGCUCCUUUGGACUAUAAUCUUAAAACACCGAAUUCCGCUUCAACAAUAAGCUGGGGAACUCCUAGUUCUUCUGUAAUGCAUCCAUACGUUUUGAAAAAGAUGAAAGAAAAAAAUCCAUCAGAUUCUAAAGUUAUUCCCGAUGAUUUACGACCUCCAUCAGCAAAGUACAGGGAGAUGUAUGAUCAAUAUUCUAAUGAUAUGAAAAACGGCUAUAAGAAGCAGAUGAAAAUGCCACAAACCGAAAUUUCUAAUGAAGAUAUUGAUAGAGAAAUCGAGCGCUUAAAGAUUGGACUAGAAGUUACCGAUGCUGAAAGCGAUCUAACAAGAGAUAUGAUGCAGAAAACAUGGACAAAACAACCUUAUUCUAAGGCGCAAAUGUCGAAAAGAGCUGAUAUGGAAGAAUUAGCAGAGGAAAAGCGUAGGCUUAAGUUAGUUGAAACCGUCAUGAUUGAUCAAUUAUCCAGGGCUGUAAUUUGUGAUCCGGAACAAAAUGAGUUAACGCAACAUAGGCCUAAAGAUUUUCAAAUGGGAAUGAAGAAGGGUGCUUUAAGAGCACUGCACAACAGCAAAGUUAAAACAUCCGCCACUGCAACGGAGAAUCUUUUAUCACAUAAAGUAUCAUUUGGAGCUAGAAUUUUAUCUCGAAAUGGCAAAGAUUCAAUACGACAGUUAACUGGCUUCUUUUUCGGUAUAGACAACAGUAUUACUGUAUAUGAAUUUAAAACCUUUGGGAAAAGUUCAAAGGCUUUACCUUUUUUGAAAAGAAACGUAUAUAAACAUUUAAAAGGACCAAGAAAAGGAGAAAACUAUACAGUUCUUGAUAUUGUUGAAGGAAAUAUAUUAUACUUUAAUACGCAAAAUCAAACUCUACCGCAAACAUUUAGAGAAAGCUCUAUCGUUACUAUGAAAGUGGGAACAACUGAUAAUUCUGCUCGAGAGAUGCUAUUGAGCGAAGCUCCAUCACUAUCUGAUAAGGAAAUUGAAAUUAAGCGUCUUCUAUACAAAAUUCAAAGGCUUUCUCAAAGUCAAUUGAAGAGAAGAGGAAUUCGAAUUUUCACAGGCCUUGCCAGACAUUUUCACUCCUUAGAUGAAAAUGGAGAUGGCAAAUUAAAUAGAUUUUGUCUUGAAAAAUCACUGAUAGAAUUCAAACUUGAAUUACCAACUGAUCUACAGGACGAUUUGUGGGAAAUCUUGGAUGAAAAUAAUGAUGGCGUUGUCGAUUAUUCGGUAUAUAUGAGAACAGUUCUGGGUUCAAUGAACGAAACGAGGCAUAAGAUUGUUAGGAAAGCUUGGCAAAAUAUGGAUGGUGGGUCUAAUGGUACAAUUCCCAUAAGUACCUUAGCGAGAUUUUAUCACGCUUAUAAACAUCCCCAAGUCGUAAAUAAAGAAAUUAAGGAAGAGGAAUGUUGUCAACAAUUUUUAAAUUCGUUUUCGGAUGGUGUUGAUCCUGGAUAUGUUUCGUUUCCAGAGUUUGAGCUAUAUUACGAUGGUCUCAGUAUUUGUAUUGACAACGAUUGCGAUUUUAUAAAUAUUUUAUCCAAUUCGUGGGGAGUUUAA